Molecule: messenger RNA, 1179 nt
Organism: Prorocentrum cordatum
Lineage: Eukaryota; Dinophyceae; Prorocentrales; Prorocentraceae
Source: the annotation of a GenBank genome assembly
AUGGCCGUGGUCACGCAGACGGGCAUGGGCGCCUUCAACGGGGGGCUCCUCCUGGAGCAGGCGGAGUACGAGCCCCUGUACUUCGAGGCCGUCAGCAGGAUGCCGAGCAUGGAGGUCGCGGAGAUGGCGGCGGUCCUGCCUUGCGACGACCGCCAGGCUGGGAACACGUAUGACCAGGCGGAUCGCUUCCUGGAGAUGACUACAGGCAUUCCCGGCCUGACCUGCAGCAACAUCUCCACCAUCCUCUCGGACACGGUGCAGGACAUUUUUCACGAGCCGUCCUACUUGUGCUCGGACCGGCUGAUGGUGAACGUUCGUGCCCUGUGUCCCAUAUCUUGCGGCUGCCAAUUGGGCACGGGGGGCAUGACAGGCAUGUUCGGAACCCUGGACUUCGGCUGCCCGCAGUCGUGCCUCGAGUUCCACACCGUCAUCGACGAGUGGAUGUAUUCUACCAACAUGCGCGGCGAUCUCAACGGUGACGGCAUCGUCGAUGACGGCACCCCCCUGGGCAUCUGCCGAGAUGCUUCGGACGCCGAGCUGAUUGCCGACCCGAACGCCUCAAGGGAGUGCCUGAGGGACUUCGGGCGGUGCCUGGAGCUCAGGGGGAGGUACACGCGCUGGUACGCGACGUACGUGAGGGGCAUCCUCCCCGGAUAUGGGCCAGGAGUGGGCCGCGGAGGUGCGCUUGGAGAAGAUGGCGGCCGGCAUGCGGAACGUCGGCCAGAUCGCGUUCGACAGCCUCGAGAACUACACCGCGCGGUUCUGGGCUGGCGGAGACUGUCCGACUCGCUGCUGGACGGCAACUGGACCCUCACGGACCCGACGAUCCCGCACCCGCGAGGCCUCACCGGCUGCCGCUACCUCGCCUCUUGGGACCCGCUGUCGGCCCUCGUCGGCUUCGACCUGUGCAAGCCGAGCGGCGGCUUCGGAUCCAUCCGCGGCGUGUGCCCUGUCUCGUGCGGCUGCGCCAAGGGCAUGGACGAUUGUCCCGCCGCCUGCACAAACGUUGCUUCCGACGACGACACGAGCGUUCACAACGCCUCGGACACCGCCGAUGUCUCGGACACCGCCACCGAUACAGUCACGGACACCGCCACCAAUACCGUCACGAACACCACCACCAUCACCACCACCACCACCACCACCACCACCUCGGACACAACUGUAUCUACCACCUAG